Molecule: messenger RNA, 873 nt
Organism: Meloidogyne enterolobii
Lineage: Eukaryota; Metazoa; Nematoda; Chromadorea; Rhabditida; Meloidogynidae
Source: the annotation of a GenBank genome assembly
UUAAAAAUCCAAAUUAUGUAUAUGUUGGCUAAAUUUAUAUUUAUUUUCCUUUUAUUUUUCUGCACCUGCUCAAUUUCAAAAUCGACUUUUGCUGAUAUUUAUAAUGGUGUUAGUAAUGAUGGCGAUGAUGAUAUUAUUGAAUCAGCACUUAAUGCAAUAUCUGUAGCCUCGACGGGAGCAGCCGAUGAAUUAUUAGCUUUGGGCAAUUUGAACCAAAAUACAGCAGACUUUAUGAAAAUGAUCAUUCCAGUUGGAGGAAUCGUUGCGAAGGAGAUUAACCCUAAAGAAGGUUCCCCAGCUUAUAAACAAUUGGAAAAAUUCAAAACUAGAACUGAAGAAAUUUGGUCAAGGAGAUCCAGAGACAGUAAAAUUGGAAACUACCAAAUUCACGAUUCAAUUGGGUUAUAUUAUGAUGAGGUUACUGAACCGAUUAUGAUAUUAAAAAAGCUAACUGAUCAAAUUCUCAACCCAAAUCUUUACAAAUCUGAACAAGACAUCAAAUAUUUUAAAAUAAAAUGCGAAAUAUCCCCAAUUAAAAUUCUAAAUUUUCUACGGACAUUCCUUGUUAGAUACUGCCCUGAUCCAGUCAAACCAUCCGAGGCAGAAUCAUUUUCUCUUAAAAGAGAGUGGUUAGUCCAAGCUUUAACUCGUUUGUCUGUUUACAAUAAAGGCAAUUCGCCUGAUGUUGGAGACUAUAUAAUGGAAUUUUCUUCUAUUUAUGAUUCAAUUGGUAAAUUACGUUUGCUCAAUAUUGAAAAUUUAGCUACGUUUUCAAAUCAGUAUGCAACAUAUAAAGAGGGAUUUAAGGCGUUAUUUAAAGAAUUACAAAGUUUUAUCAUUACAAAGCAUUACGUCUCUAAAAUAUUCAGGUAA